AUGGAUUCUAGGGAAAAGUGUGCUGCUAAGUGCAGCUCAAAAUCAGCUGUUAAUAUUAAUAAAGAUGGUUUAAUGUGUUUCAUUUGCAAAAAAGCUUAUCAUUUUAAAUGUGCAGCAAUGUCUGAAGAUCUGGGUCUUAAGCUGGUUGAAAUACCUGGUAUGUUUUGGAGUUGUUCUGUAUGUUUACCAUCAAUGGACAAGUUAAUUAAUAUUAAUUUUAAGGAGUUUCAGCAGAAAGUUGAGAAUUCUGAGCAAAUGAUUGCCAGUGCUCUUCAUGAAUCUGCCCCAGUGACGAGGAUCAAUGAAAUAGAGCAAGAAAUUAAAAAAUCAUUGUCAGGGCUGUUCAAGGAUGAGAUAUCCAAGAACGUAUCUGAGGUCACUGAGGAUGGCAUAGGUAUAGCUCAUGAUCUGACCAAAGAUCAAAAGGCACAAGUAAAGAAACUGGUGGAUGAGGCCAAGGAGAAAGAAAAGGUUGAAUCGGGGGAAUACAUAUACAGGGUAAGGGAUAUUCCAAGAAAGAUGCGCAUUGUAAAAUUGUUGGCAAAAAGAGUAUAG
Messenger RNA from Helobdella robusta, 555 nucleotides. RefSeq lists its product as hypothetical. The transcript is spliced from 3 exons. NCBI's taxonomy places the organism in Eukaryota, Metazoa, Annelida, Clitellata, Rhynchobdellida, Glossiphoniidae. The coding region runs from base 1 to 555 and encodes 184 amino acids. The record is from RefSeq and is a predicted model, not a curated record.